Molecule: messenger RNA, 1305 nt
Organism: Penicillium pulvis
Lineage: Eukaryota; Fungi; Ascomycota; Eurotiomycetes; Eurotiales; Aspergillaceae
Product: CCCH zinc finger protein
Exons: 5
Coding region: 1-1305 (434 amino acids)
Cellular component (GO): nucleus
Molecular function (GO): metal ion binding
Source: RefSeq, a predicted model, not a curated record
AUGACUGAAAAUGAGGAUCUGUUGACCAAGAUUGGUCGACUUGCAGGUCAAAUCAAUCGACACAAGAACCAAUCAACCCAGCAUCCUCAGUCCGCUCACCAGUCACACCAUGUCUCUCGCCACGCACCUUCCCACUCAGGUUGGGCACCGUACUCUCGAGGCAGAGGUCGACCGGCAGGUCCGCAUCGACACCGUACACUGGUUUUGAAUAACGGAGCUUCUCGAUCCACGCCAAGUUCUGCCUCUUCUCCUGGCCCUGCGAGCGACAACGAUGGCGAGUCGCGCCCCGCGCCCACCUCGAACGGGUGGGUCGCCCGAAAUGACCGCCAUAUGCAGCUCAUCAACUCCGCUGUCUACGACAAAGAAAAAGAGGCCAGAAUUAAGGCCAUGGAGGAGACUCGCAAGUUUAAAGAACAACGACGCGCCGACCGCGAACAAUCCAAGGUUCUUCGGUAUGCUCAGGGCCCUGCAGGUGCAUCUGUGUCUACUUCUUCGCAACAGAUUAUUGUCAAUGAUGUUCCAUUUAAGGUUGUACGCGGAGGCAGCAAGUUGGUUCGCGUAUCAAAUGAUCCGAAUACCGCCAAUACUACACCAAAGCGUGUUACCGUUGCUGGCGUGACUUUUGUCCGGAGCAAAAAUGGCAACCUGCACCGUCUUGGUGCUGUUGCCUCAAAAAGACAACCAGGUACCGCCAAGAAGCGGGACGAACUCUGCAAAAGAUUCAACACGACCGGUGCAUGCUACAAAGGACCAUCCUGUCUUUUUACUCACGACCCAAGCAAAGUUGCCAUCUGCAAAGACUUCCUCCAGACAGGCAAGUGCAGCGCAGGUAUUAGCUGUGAUCUUUCCCAUGAGCCAUCGCCCCACCGUUCCCCCACCUGUGUACACUUCAUGAAGGGACGGUGCUCCAAUGAUAACUGUCGUUAUGCUCAUAUCCGCACAACACCUGGUGCCCCCGUCUGCCGGGAUUUUGCGACUUUAGGUUACUGUGAGAAAGGUGCCCAAUGCGAAGAACGUCAUGUGCACGAGUGCCCUGACUACGCCAAUACUGGAGUUUGCCAGAAGAAGCGCUGCCAGUUGCCCCAUGUUGACCGUGCCGGUCAGAUCCGCAAGGCUGCCGCGGCUGCGGCCAGUAAAGCCGAGGGUGGAGAGGACGAGUCCGAUCAAUCUAGUGAAGAGGAGGAAUACGAUGCGAUUGAUUCGGAUGAUGUCGACUCGGACGAGUUUGAUGACAUGCCUGAAGAACUGAUCGCAGGUGAGGAUACUAGUGAGAUGCAUCAGCAGCAAGACUUUAUCCGCUUCUAA